Syngnathus acus (greater pipefish) is the source of this 3603-nucleotide messenger RNA. It is a transcript of the gene ctdp1, whose product is annotated as CTD (carboxy-terminal domain, RNA polymerase II, polypeptide A) phosphatase, subunit 1. Lineage: Eukaryota; Metazoa; Chordata; Actinopteri; Syngnathiformes; Syngnathidae. The transcript has 13 exons. The record is from RefSeq and is a predicted model, not a curated record. Bases 1 to 2844 code for a protein of 947 amino acids. Gene Ontology annotation, cellular component: nucleus. Gene Ontology annotation, molecular function: RNA polymerase II CTD heptapeptide repeat phosphatase activity.
AUGGAGGAUCCGACCGCUGAUUCUGGCGGCGGCGGCGGGGUUGGUGCAUCAACGCUGGGCCCCGCGGUGCAAGUGUCGGAUAUCUGUUGCACGAUAGGGACACUCCCCUGUCGCUUGUUGGAGUGGAAAGUCAAGCCGGGGUCUCAUGUUAACGUGGACUCGGUGUUAGCGCUCUGCGUCCCCAUACCCGCGGAGAAGGGGGCAGAGACACCCAGGCUGCCCGAGAGGAAGGUGAAGUCGGACCGCGCGGGGGUCGUCAAGGAGCUGUGCUGUCAACUUGGACAGGUUAUACCUCCUGGGGGCGUCAUUGUCAGAAUAGCAGGAUGCAGCCACCCGAUUGUGAUGAAAGGCAUGUGUGCUGAAUGUGGCAAGGACCUGACUCAACUGCAGAGUAUAAAUGGAAACCAGCAAACUCCCAUCUCCACGGCAACCAUCUCCAUGGUGCACAGCGUACCCGAGUUGAUGGUCAGCUCAGAGCAAGCAGAGCAGUUAGGCCGAGAGGAUCAGCAGCGGCUGCACCGCAACAAAAAGCUGGUCCUGAUGGUGGAUCUGGACCAGACGCUCAUUCACACCACCGAUCAACACUGCCAGCAAAUGUCCAACAAGGGUAUUUUUCACUUUCAGCUGGGGCGAGGAGAGCCGAUGCUCCACACGCGACUACGGCCGCAUUGCAAGGAAUUCCUGGAGAAAAUUGCCAAAUUGUAUGAAUUGCACGUCUUCACGUUUGGGAGCCGCCUUUAUGCACACACCAUUGCGGGCUUUCUGGACCCAGAAACGAAGCUGUUCUCCCAUCGCAUCCUUUCCAGAGAUGAAUGCAUCGACCCUUUCUCCAAGACGGGGAAUCUUAGGUAUCUUUUCCCCUGUGGGGACUCGAUGGUGUGCAUCAUCGACGACCGUGAAGACGUGUGGAAGUUCGCGCCCAACCUCAUCACUGUGAAGAAGUACGUCUACUUCGAGGGCAUCGGGGACAUUAGCGCGCCGCCAGGCUCGCAAGAAGCUCUGAUGGCCAAGAAAGGAAACACACCAGGUCGUCCUGCAGAAAACACAGAAGCGGACGAGACUCCCGCGACGGAUGAGCAAAACAACGGCCUCAGGAAAAAGUCGGUAAAAGAGGGGUCGGCGGCACUCUGCUAUUCUCCGAGCGCCCCGACAAUUGAACGGACACAUGCCGCCACGUCUGUGCCAGAUGAGGCAUUGACGGAUAAACGUUUAGAGGCUGAUGAGGUGCCCGCAGCAACAAAAACUCAGGGGGCUGAAAGCCAGGAAAAUAGUAAAGAGGAGCGAAUUAGCAGGACAGGUGAAGCACAGGACGGUGCGAACUCUUUAACGCCAAACGACGAGUCCAAUAAUCUGGAAUUUGACCUUUCCAGUGACAGCGACAAUGAGUCCGUUCGAGAAAAGCCGCCCUCGGCGGACGCUGAUAGCGAGGCAAAGACAUCCCAGCACGAAGCAGCCUCGCAAGAUAAUGGCGAUGAGACAAAAGAUGGGAACAGUAAAGUCCAAAGUUCCGAAUCGACAGAACCUUCGGCUGUUCUCCUCCCCGAGCUGGGGAACGGCUGCUCGGACAGGAGGGAACCCGAAACCGAGUCGCAGAAUAGCGAGCAAUCCGGAGUGACCAUGGGGGAGGACCAGAGCAUGGAGGACGAAGAGGAAGAGGAAGUGGACAACGACCGGGACGAUCAACUCAUUUACCUGGAGGAGGUGCUGGUACGGAUCCACGGCGAGUACUACGCCCGCUACGAGGCUUUCCUGAAGACGGAGGUGCCCGAAACGCCGGACAUUCGCAAGAUCGUACCCGAGCUGAAGAGCAAGACCUUAGACGGCACCACCAUUGUGUUCAGCGGGUUGUACCCGACCAACUACCCAAUUGAGAGGACUCGUGAGUACUACCACGCCAAGGCACUGGGGGCCAAGAUCGGCAAGAACUUGGUUCUCGACUCUCAAGAACCCAAUGGGACCACACACCUCAUUGCGGCAAAAUCUGGCACAGAGAAGGUCCGUCAGGCGCUGGGGUGCAAGCACCUUCAUGUGGUCAACCCCGACUGGCUGUGGUGUUGUCUGGAGCGCUGGGAGAGGGUGGAGGAGCAGCUUUUCCCGCUCAAGGAGGACUACACCAAACAGCCAUGGAGCAACAACCCGACGGCUUUCCUUGAUAAGCAGGCCUCCAGGUUCAAGCCCCUUCUCCCAAACCCGCCCCCGAUCCAGCACACCCCCCAGCCCGCAACCCCCGAGGUUCGAACCUACGACCCCGUCACCGGGAAGCUGAUUCGCAAGACCCCUCAAGCGGCGCCUUACCUGCCGGCGUCUGAUCAACCAGAGCAGUCGUGUCUCAGGGGCGCAUUGAACAGUCAACAAAACAUGGAAGCGGGACCCAGCCAGGAUGACGAAUCGCUAGGGCCGACGCGUCGGGAGCGUCAGCGGAGCAUGUCGGAAACGAUGCCGUUGUACACACUUUGCAAGGAAGAUCUGGAAAGCAUGGAUAAAGAGGUGGAUGACAUCUUGGGCGAGGAGAGCGACAACGAGAGCGAAGGGCGAGGGAAAGAGAAAGCCGCUAAUGAGGAGGCGGAGGACGAGCGGCGGCAACACCGGCAAGAAGCUGGACCGCUGACAGGAGGGGACCUGGGUCCUCAAGCGUUUAGAGUGGAGGACGUGGUCCUGACCACAUGCCCUGAUGCCAGUGUGCUGGCCACCGUGUCCAGGGGCCACAAACGAAAGCACGAUAAUGACAAGGACGACGACGAGUCCUCCAAAGAAUCAAACGAUGACGAAGAAGAGGAGGGAAGUUCUUCGGAGGCGGACGAGAUGGCUGCCGCUUUGGAGGCGGAGCUCAAUGACUUUAUGUGAAGUGGGACACAACACACACACUUGCACACACGCUGUAAUUAAACCAACGAAUGUCCUGUACAGAAAUGACAUGUUGCUGUUGUUUUGUAGCAUUAUUAUUCCUCAGAGCCUUUUUGUGGGCAUCAAACAAUUUGACAUUAUUUUAUUUUCAGCAAAAUAAAAUGUAGGAAACAAAUUUGAUAAUUAUUAGGUUGUUGUUUUUUUUUAUAUAUAUCGAUUUUUAUAUUUCUUAAGGGGGAAAAACAAGUGGCGAUUAACCUUCCAAAUGUCGCGGCCGCUCAUGCCAAAGAAUUCAGAAGGUUUGCCAAGUUGUGCAGCUAAACAUAAUUAUUUUAUUAGUGUCAACACUGAUUCAUCCCUUACAUCACGUUUGUACAUAGAAUGACGAUAUGUGACUUUUGACCUCUUCUAGUGCACUUUGAACCCAACCCCGUUGACGUUAUAUACCGGCCGCUAAAUAUAUUUGUUAAGGCAGCCCGAUUUAAUUUUUUGCAUUUGUCGAACCACCAGUUUGUUGCCUAUGCUGGUUCAUGGCAUGUUCAAAGCCCAAAUUGUAAUUAAUGGCGAUAAUUGAUAGGGUUGCAAAAAAAUAUUCAGUGUAACAAAAAAGUAUUAAAAAAAAACAAUCAUUUAAUUUCCCGCCAUCCCACUUAUCUUUUGUAUUUGUGCUUUAAUCGUCAUUCUAAUUGAUGUUAGAUUUUCCUACUCCGCACUGACAGAGAAAAUACUUUGACUAAAUAAAUAUGUUUGAAAUGAAAA